Molecule: messenger RNA, 996 nt
Organism: Aspergillus affinis
Lineage: Eukaryota; Fungi; Ascomycota; Eurotiomycetes; Eurotiales; Aspergillaceae
Product: FPP/GGPP synthase family protein
Exons: 2
Coding region: 1-996 (331 amino acids)
Biological process (GO): trans, trans-farnesyl diphosphate biosynthetic process
Cellular component (GO): cytoplasm
Molecular function (GO): dimethylallyltranstransferase activity; (2E,6E)-farnesyl diphosphate synthase activity
Source: RefSeq, a predicted model, not a curated record
AUGGCCUCUCCGACCAGCAAGGCCGAUUUCAAUGAUGUUUUUCAUACUGUUCUGCAGUCCGUUUUAUCCGAGACCAAGGCAUACGGUGUCCCGGAUGUGACAAUUGAGCGUUUGAAAAAGUGCAUGGAAUACAAUACAAGGAAUGAACGAGUGUUCCAAAGCCGGCUUGUCCCCGACACGGGAAGCCUGUUGCUCGGAAGAAGCCUGACUCAUGAUGAACUGGUGGACCUGAGCGUCCUAGGCUGGAUCAUCGAGAUUUGGAAAGGGUACAUCUAUAUUGUGGAUGAUAUCAUAGACGGGUCCCAGACACGCCGCGGGCGCCCAUGCUGGCAUCUCCUACUGCCAGGCACUGGGCUGCAAGCUCUGAACGAUAGCUGCAUUCUCAAGUCGCUCAUUUUCCUGGUACUCAAGCGGUUUUUCCACGACACCCCGACCUACACGCGGCUGGUCGAGGCCAUGCAGGAGAUUACCUACCUCACCGAGCUGGGCCAGGACAUGGACAUCAUUAUCUCGCAGCAGACGGACCCGGCGCUGUGGACCUGGGUCGAGUACGAAUCCAUAACCACUCUCAAGUGCGGAUAUGCUGCCUACUAUCAGCCCGUGGUGUACGCGCUUCACUACCUCGACCUGGCGACGCCGCACAAUGUGAAGCAACUCAAGCAGAUCCUGCUCCCUUUGGGGGUGUUGCAUCAGAUGAUCAAUGAUUUCCUGGAUAUAUUCGGCGAAUUUGCGCAGACGGGUAAGUCAGGGACUGAUAUCGAGGAGAAUAAGUGUUCUUGGGUCAUUAUCCGUGCACUGGAAAUGUCUGAAGAUGAGCAGCGACUUUAUCUUCGGAAGCACUAUGGCCGUUGUGGAAAGACCGAAGCUGACGAAAUUCGGGUCAUUUUUCGCUCCCUUCCAUUGAUUGAAGCCUUCGAUCAGGAGCAGAAACAGAGAGUGAGCGAGAUCCAGACAAUGAUCUAUGACCUGGAUGAAAGCGAGGGUCUCCGCAAAUGA